AGAGAGAGAGAUACAGAGAGAGAGCAAUCAAGUCUACUUCUUUGAGUCUUUUUGUCUAACUGAACAGGCAGCUUGAUGCGUUUCAUAUCUUGUAGUGGAUAAGCUCACAAAUCUGACCUACAGAGUAGAAAGCUCAGGAAAAGUAGGAAAAAGUACCAAAAACGUCUUAAGAAAAUGACCAACAUGGGUGUUCAGGUUGCACUCGUCGUCCUCCUGUUCAUCGGUCCCCUGAAGGCUGAUGAAGGGGGAGUAAAAUUCUGGAGGACAAUUGUCACACUGACCUGUCCAGGAGAAGGAGAUUGGUUUAACAAAGACGGGAAAAAUAUCAGCAGUUCAGAAUCCACAUAUGAAUUCAAAUAUGAAAAUGACAAGAAAGGACCUUACCACUGUAAAUAUAUCAAGGACGAUAAAGACUACACAUAUUAUUUCUAUGUGCAAGGAAAGGUGUGUGAAAAUUGUUUUGAGCUGGAUGCAUAUCUGUUUUUAAUUGCCAUCAUUGCUGACGUGACCAUCACAGCAGUUGUGAUGAUGAUCAUCUUCAAGUACACCAAGAAGAAAAGUUCAGCUGGACUCAAUCACACUCCCAAACUACCUGCUCGUUCAGCAGCCCGGAGUCAACCUGCCUCAUCUUCUGACUAUGAGCAACUGAACCAACGCACUCGCUCCCAAGAGACUUACUCAGUUGUGAACAGGACGGGAUAAAGACAAGUCACCUGAAUGCACCAGGUUGCUGGUUCACAGGCUGCACGGACGAAGACUAACAUUUACAAAAGAGAUACAUGAACAGCAAGCGUGCUCCCGGGAGCAUGCAAGCACUUGGUUUUGUUCAUUCGGAUUUACAGGGUCAUUGGCAGAGAAAACACACAUUUCCUCACUUACCCCUAGAAUUACCUGGCCAGGUAAAGUAGUAUAGGUUUCAUUUGUUUCAGGUAUAACUGAGGUGAAUGGCAUUUAGUUUGUGGUGCUCACAGUAUUUAACAUUUUAAUUAAACAGAUUUUUUCUGAACAAGUAGUCCCCAUGAGAGUGGAUUAGUAAUGGUAACAGGGACAUUGUUUCUGUAUCUUGCUGUAAUUCAGUCAUUCCAACCCUGAGGAUAUUCCUACCUUACCAGCAGAUUCACAGAAAGAACAUGUAGCUCACCUAAUUUGAAAAACAAUUACGAUUUGAUAAUAUAGUGUAUAUUGACACAUUACGUUUAUGAGGAAUUUAUUACACACAGAUUGGUGUUACGCUAAUCUUCAAUGUAUUCAUUGUAACUACCGCAGUCUCACAGUUUCUUACUGACGUGUAUAAUGUAUGAAAACCGGCAAGCAAAAAGCAAACGAAAGUCUAAAAUUCAUACAAAUGGCUGAAAUUACUUUUAGAAUUGUGAAUGUAAGCCUGACAGGAUUUCUGAAGAUCAUCAGCAAUUCCAGGAUCACUGUAUAUGUCCGAUGUGUUGUUUUGCAAUGAAAUACUUUGAACAGUUCCAUGAAGCCAUCACAUGUAUCCCUAUUGAAGGUGAGGUGUACAAUAAAGGGGUACUUGAUGAUCUGAGAGGGCUCUGUGGGGUACAUCAGACCAAAUGGCUAAUGGCUAUUUUAAAGGCUUUCAAUGUUGGGAGCACUAUAAACUAACGUCCAUUGUAUUGGUGUGGGGAAAAGAAAUGUCUGAAACCGACUAUCUGCCUGGCUGGAUACCAGUAGAGGUAAAUGAGCACAUGUACAGUGGCCACUUUAUUAGGUACACCUGUACAGUCUAAUACAGUAUGCAUAUAUAUAUAUUUAUAUAUAUAUAUAUAUACAUAUAUUCAUAUAUAUUCCUUUAGACCCUUUAAUAUAAAAAGAUGGUACUGUCUAAUUCACAAUAUUGUCAUGAAUAAAAAUCAUAACUUGUACUGUCAUUGCAAAUACCGACAAGUUUUCUGUACAUAUACUAUAUGUUUAUGUCAUUGUAAGUUCAGACUUAUCAUAUUGUAAAAAGAACAGCACCCCACCCAUUGAUUCUUUCCUCUUCCCCUCCCCCUCAUUCCUUUUUUUUCUUUUUGUCAUUUGCGGUCAGUGUAUACUGUAAUUGUAACUGUGCUGGGCUCGAUUGUACUGUGCUUAUUGUCUUCAAAUCAAUAAACAUUUAGUUCCCAAAACA
This is a messenger RNA of Dicentrarchus labrax (European seabass), 2125 nucleotides long. Its product is annotated as T-cell surface glycoprotein CD3 epsilon chain. Gene Ontology annotation, molecular function: transmembrane signaling receptor activity. Gene Ontology annotation, biological process: positive thymic T cell selection; cell surface receptor signaling pathway. Gene Ontology annotation, cellular component: external side of plasma membrane; alpha-beta T cell receptor complex. The transcript is spliced from 5 exons. Bases 175 to 702 code for a protein of 175 amino acids. The record is from RefSeq and is a predicted model, not a curated record. NCBI's taxonomy places the organism in Eukaryota, Metazoa, Chordata, Actinopteri, Moronidae.